Messenger RNA from Rhea pennata, 2864 nucleotides. RefSeq names its product decapping mRNA 1A (gene DCP1A). The coding region runs from base 7 to 1755 and encodes 582 amino acids. Gene Ontology annotation, cellular component: P-body. The record is from RefSeq and is a predicted model, not a curated record. NCBI's taxonomy places the organism in Eukaryota, Metazoa, Chordata, Aves, Rheiformes, Rheidae. Gene Ontology annotation, molecular function: mRNA binding; enzyme activator activity. Gene Ontology annotation, biological process: deadenylation-independent decapping of nuclear-transcribed mRNA; positive regulation of catalytic activity; deadenylation-dependent decapping of nuclear-transcribed mRNA. The transcript has 10 exons.
UCCAAGAUGGAGGCGGCGAGCAGAGCGGGGCAGGAGAUCAGCCUGGCGGCGCUGAGGCGGCACGACCCCUACAUCACCAGCAUCGCCGACGUGACCGGCCAGGUCGCGCUCUACAGCUUCAGCCCCAAGGCCAACGAGUGGGAGAAGACAGACAUAGAAGGUACCUUAUUUGUGUACAAGAGGUCAGCUUCUCCUUAUCAUGGUUUUACGAUAGUGAAUCGACUGAACAUGCAUAACCUAGUUGAACCAGUAAAUAAAGACUUGGAGUUCCAGCUCCAUGAACCUUUUCUUCUCUACAGAAAUGCUAGCUUGUCAAUUUACAGUAUCUGGUUUUAUGACAAGAAUGACUGCCAUCGAAUAGCAAAACUCAUGGCUAAAGUGGUAGAACAAGAAGCUCAGAGAUCUCAGCAAGUUUGCCAUGACAGAAAAAGUCCCAGCAGAACCAAUGGCUGCAGUGAGAACAGGCCCAUUGACAUCCUGGAAAUGCUUAGUAAAGCCAAGGAUGAAUAUGAACGAAAUCAGAUCAGUGACUUAAGUAUUGUAUCAAGUUCUGGAAUACAACAAAAUGCAAAUGCCCCAAAGCUGGAAAGCACAGAGACUUCAGAACAAGCAACUUCAUUACAAAUGCAAGAUCAGCCAUUUCAGUUGAGGCAAAAGCAUCUGACUUUGGAAGAGUUGUUUGGAACUUCUGUACCAAAGGAACAAGCAGCAGUUCCGUAUCCCAGCCCAGAGCGGAUGGAGAAGUCGCAGUCUGAGAGAGAGCAGGGCAGUUUGCUCUUGCCUUUUUCCUUUGACCAGUCAACAGUAAUACACCAACCAUUAGGGAAAUCAGAAAGUCCUGGGGUUAAAAACAGUACCAAUGCUCUGAAUCAGCAGGAAUGUUUAACACCUAUGCUAAUACCUCCAGCUUCAGUUUCCCAGCCUGAUGUAAAAAACGUUUCAAGCUAUUCAGUUCGUUUAAGCCCUGUUCUUAAUUCUGCCUCGACAAUGGAAGCUGCCCCUGCUCAGAUGCUUCCUGGCCUAAAACAAAACAACGGCAUAAUGCAAGUUAUGCAGCAAGCUGCCAAGCAGAUAUCCCCACUAGCAAAUCAGCUGCCAUCUGAAGUCAACCACGCUCCACAAAACCUAAUGGCUGGCCAAAGCCAGUUUAUGCCACCCUUGACAUCAACAAAUACAGGAACUGUCACAAAUACAUCCCAUACAAGUGUUGAUCUUCUCCAGAAACUCAGGUUGACCCCACAGCAUGACCAAAUGCAACAGCAGUCUGUCACUAAGACUUCCUUAACACCAAACACCUCUGCCUUGGUUGGCCAACUUGCAACACCAGAAAGUUUCAGAGAGUCGCAUGGUAAACCAUCAACCUUGAACAGCAAGAUAAUCUCUCCACUUCAGACUGUACAACAAAACAAGGAUUCAGAAGCGUUUUCACAACCCAAGACUUUGUCUAAAGCAGGUCAAGUUGCACCUCCCCAGUUUGUUACAACCACGACUACAGUAACUCCUUCAAUCCUCUUGUCUCCUAGUGUUUUCCAGCAGUCGGCUACAAAAACUGCUGAAGUGGAGAAUAAAGCCAAUUCUUCUUCUCCUUUAACACUUGGAACAACUGAAAUUCAGACUAUACCUCCUACUGUUCUCAGUAAAUCUCAGCUUCAAGAAGCACUGAUACAUCUAAUAAAGAAUGAUUCUCGUUUUCUCAGCACUAUUCAUGAAGUCUAUUUGCAAGUCCUAACCAAGAAUUCAGACAACAAGCUAUAAUUGAAGAUAAAUCUACAUGGAAUACGUCCACUUUAGAAACAAUUAUGCCUCAUAUAUAAAACUAAUAUUUUUUUAAAAGAAUAUUUAGUUUUCAACGUCUUGAAUUUGAAUCUAUUAGGAAAGACUAUUCCUUAAAUACUUAUGAAAGUAAUGUUCUCAGAAGUGAUCUAGGUUUUCACUGUGAUCAUCACCAGCAAACCUUUGUUUUUAUUGGGAAGGGGAGUUAAGUUGCAUAUGAGCUCUCAUUAGCAUUAAGUGGAAGUGCAAAUGUUUGCUCUGGCUUUCAUUCCAAGCUGUCUUUUGCUUUCCAAGAGCUACAGAAUCAAUACUAUUUAAACCGGCAAAUAUGUAAUACAGUACACUACACCGCACCAGAAGAACAAAAUUCAGUUGUGUGAAUCUAGGCCCAGUUUUAAGGACUUACCGAAAGUAGGAGAGGGUAAUGCCUUGUGAUUAAGUUGGAAGGUAUGGGGAAGGGAGAUUGGGAAAUUAGGCCUUUGGAGCUAGAUCUUUAAUGCAGGGAUUGAAAACAUGAUUUGCUCAAUAUGUGAUCAGUAAACAGUCUUUAGCUAAUGUAUAUGAAUUUCUUUUAAAUAUUCCUUUAACCAUACUUGUUUCUGCAAUUCUGACAUUAAAUAGGUAUCUGAGUGAGUGAGGCCAUUUUCUCUAAAAAGGCAGAAUUUGAAAUAUGCAAAAUCCUCAGAGUGACUGUAUCAUCUUUAAGCAGCAGCAUAAUUCUGUUGGAUGUUGAAGGUUUAUUUUAUAGUUGGAAGACGACUCAAAGCCCAUGUUGUUGUUCAGUGAUGUUCAAUAUAAUAAUUGAAAUAUUUUGUUUUCCUUUAGCUUAAGGAUGGACCAGUAUUAUGGUGGGGUUUUAUUCCUCAGUUGUAUUCAAACUGCAGUGGUGAAAACUGUGCAGAUGGGGAACAAAUGUAUGCUCUUCUGUUGCCUUCUCCUCAAAUUGUUUCUUCAUACUUCGUAGUGUGAAUUUUAUCUAUUUAAAAUGCUACAGUUUCUUAUAUGUGAUUUAGUAAUUCACUAUUCACUAAUGUAGGAAUUUAACCUACUUUACUGCUUGAAAUCAAAACAUGUCUAAUGAUACUCUCCUG